Arabidopsis thaliana (thale cress) is the source of this 2286-nucleotide messenger RNA. RefSeq names its product Translation initiation factor IF2/IF5. Gene Ontology annotation, molecular function: translation initiation factor activity. The coding region runs from base 471 to 1790 and encodes 439 amino acids. Gene Ontology annotation, biological process: translational initiation. The transcript is spliced from 2 exons. The record is from RefSeq and is marked reviewed. NCBI's taxonomy places the organism in Eukaryota, Viridiplantae, Streptophyta, Magnoliopsida, Brassicales, Brassicaceae.
ACAAUCACGCGUCUUCUCAUUUCUAGUUUCUCAGCCUCCUCCUCCUUCUCUUCCUUCUUAUAUAUAAAUAUAUCCACAAAAUCAUCUCUUUUGCUUCGCUGUUUCUCUCAUUAUUCCAUCUCUCUUAUCGCCGCUACAAACGUUUCUUCUUCAACCUCGUUCAGAGAUUAUCCUCCCUUCUUUUCUCAUCUUACAAGGAAGUUGGGCAGUUAAAGCUGCUGGGAUCACCAGUUUUGUCAAAAGUGGAGUGUGAAGAAUCUUUUAUGUCUGAACAGGCUUCUCUCUUUCAAUCAUCUAUCCGGCUUUUAGGAGAGUACUGUCCUAUAUCUAGGAAAAAGUCCACUCAUAAAGUUGGUGGUUUGCGUUUUGAGGAGGACAUCACGAGCUGUAUUGGAUUUCAGUUUAUGCAACUGAGUGAUUAUCACUGCCUCUUCUGACAUCCCUUGUUUGUUUACGUUUGUUGAAUCAAGAUGGCUUUGCAAAACAUUGGUGCCUCCAACCGCGAUGAUGCCUUUUAUAGGUAUAAGAUGCCGAGGAUGAUGACCAAGAUUGAAGGUAGAGGUAACGGUAUCAAGACUAAUGUGGUUAACAUGGUUGAGAUUGCUAAGGCCUUGGGGAGACCUGCUGCUUAUACUACUAAGUAUUUUGGUUGUGAGCUUGGUGCACAGUCUAAGUUUGAUGAGAAGAAUGGGACCUCGCUUGUGAAUGGGGCUCAUGACACUUCCAAACUUGCAGGAUUAUUGGAGAACUUUAUUAAGAAGUAUGUUCAGUGUUAUGGAUGUGGGAAUCCUGAAACUGAGAUACUUAUCACUAAGACGCAGAUGCUUCAGCUGAAAUGUGCGGCUUGUGGGUUUCUCUCGGAUGUUGAUAUGAGGGACAAGCUAACGUCGUUUAUUUUGAAGAAUCCUCCAGAGCAGAAGAAGUCGUCUAAGGACAAGAAGUCGAUGAGGAGAGCUGAGAAGGAAAGACUCAGAGAAGGUGAAGCAGCUGAUGAAGAGAUGAGGAAGCUCAAGAAGGAGGCUGCUAGUAAGAAGAAAGCAGCGACCACGGGUACUUCGAAAGACAAAGUGUCGAAGAAGAAAGAUCAUUCUCCACCUCGAAGCCUGUCUGAUGAAAAUGACCAAGCAGACAGUGAAGAAGAUGAUGACGAUGUCCAGUGGCAAACAGAUACUUCCAGGGAGGCUGCUGAGAAACGUAUGAAAGAACAGCUCAGCGCGGUAACAGCUGAAAUGGUGAUGCUGUCUACAGUUGAAGAAAAAAAGCCAGUAGCUGAGGUGAAGAAGGCACCAGAACAAGUGCAUGAGAAUGGCAAUAGCAAGAUCCCUGAAAAUGCUCAUGAAAAGCUUGUGAAUGAGAUAAAGGAGCUUCUGAGCAGUGGUUCAUCUCCUACCCAACUCAAAACAGCCCUAGCUUCAAACUCAGCAAACCCCCAGGAGAAAAUGGACGCCUUAUUCUCUGCCCUCUUUGGAGGCACAGGCAAGGGAUUCGCAAAAGAGGUGAUCAAGAAGAAGAAAUAUCUCUUGGCCUUGAUGAUGAUGCAAGAAGAAGCAGGAGCUCCUGCGCAGAUGGGUUUGCUUAAUGGAAUUGAAUCCUUUUGCAUGAAGGCAAGCGCAGAGGCUGCCAAAGAAGUUGCUCUUGUUAUCAAAGGUCUUUACGAUGAAGACAUUUUGGAUGAGGAUGUGAUUGUUGAAUGGUACAAUAAAGGUGUCAAAAGCUCCCCGGUUUUGAAGAACGUGACUCCGUUCAUCGAGUGGCUCCAGAAUGCUGAGUCUGAGUCCGAGGAAGAGUGAUGCUGUGUUUCUUUUUCUUUGUGUGGUUCAAAAUUUGGUCUGCGUCUUGUGUGUGUCUUUCUGUCUGGUUCAGUGUGCGUCUUGAAUAAGGUAAGAGGACACUGGCAAAGGUUACUUCUACUUGUUAAGUAACACUAGUCACUGGUCUCUCUGUUGAUGGUUUGUUUAUGUUUUGUCCCUUUGUAUUUGUCAUGACUUAGACAACUUAUGUUGUAUAAGUUGUAUGCUUUGGUUUUAUGGUUACUACUUUUCUUAGAACUACUGUGACGAUUCCUUUGUGUUUAAUUCGAUUAAACAUAUUAGGUAUUGUUGAGGGUUACCAAAACAGAUCUUUGUUUCAAGUUGAUCCAGGGUUCUGUUUGAAAGUCUCUAACAUAUGAGGAUCUGGAUCGACAAUUUCACGAUCUUGUUUCUUUCUUCGACUACGAUCUCUGAUUUAAACUGUAAAUUUUGGCUAUAUCUCUCGAUUGAUCGCCAUAACUUAGGCCUAAACUUU